Molecule: messenger RNA, 2566 nt
Organism: Aedes albopictus (Asian tiger mosquito)
Lineage: Eukaryota; Metazoa; Arthropoda; Insecta; Diptera; Culicidae
Product: sodium-coupled monocarboxylate transporter 1
Exons: 8
Coding region: 706-2484 (592 amino acids)
Biological process (GO): transmembrane transport; sodium ion transport
Cellular component (GO): membrane
Molecular function (GO): symporter activity
Source: RefSeq, a predicted model, not a curated record
AGCAUAGGAAGUCGACCGAAACGCAAAAUCUUCCCAUGGCAACUGAUCCAGGUGACCCGAACAAUGAUCCUUUGAAUGGAACCGAGACUGGGCAAAUCUUUAGGAUGUGUACGCACGCCCCCAAAUGUUGAUGCACCUGAUAUCGCACCGGACUUCACUCAAAUUGUGUUUAUCUUUCGUCUCAGGAACAAAGAGCUCCCGUCAGGAAGCUUAGUGGCACCGCGAAAGAUGCUACCGACGAUCCCGCCGAUUAUCACAACCACCAUCCGUGGCACCUAAUCUCACGCUUUAUCAUCCCGUCGUCGUUAUAAAUGAUAUCUCGUUAAAGUGGACUCCCAUCUGUUGCCGGGGUAUCAGUCGGGAGAAAGAACUUCUCCUGAAGUGAAGUGACCAAUUUCGCGGACACUUCACAACGCCACAUAGAGAGAGGUCCACCUUCCUUUCGCGAGCAGACGUGAUUAUCCAGUCUAAAAAUAAUCACCGCCAAAUCAAAUCACUUAAGUUAUUGUAGAGCGGAGUCGCGUGCGUAGUUUCGUCAGUUGAGAAGAUGUUCUAAGCCGAACGCAACGUGUGUGUGCAGCGUGCAGCCGGUUGAUAGUUUUCGACGGCGGUGCAUUUGCGGUGCUAUUAGUAGGUCAUAUGCGUGGCAUUUCCGAGAGGUGUCGAGUUCCGUGUUGAGAAAAAGAGGUUCCAAAUCAGUGCAAAAUGACUAUGGAAAGUCCACCGGAGGAAGUGGCGCAAGCCAGACUGUGGUUCAACACGAUCGAUUAUGUGAUAUUUUUCGCGAUGAUGGGAUUGUCGGCACUGAUCGGGUUGUACUACGGAUUUUUCGCCAAGCAGAAGCAGAACAACACGGCCGAGUAUUUGCUCGGAAGUAAGCAGAUGAAAGUGUUCCCGGUGGCAAUGUCACUGACAGCAACCCAUGUCUCGGCCGUCACAAUGCUCGGUGUCCCGGCGGAGAUGUACCGCUACGGUAUCCAGUACUGGGCCUGCUCCAUCUCCGGUCUAAUCGUCACCAUAUUCAUGGUGUACGUUUUUCUGCCGGUGUUCUACGAACUGCAAACAUCGUCCUGCUACGCUUACCUGGAGCAACGGUUUAGCAAACGGGUCCGCUCGUUGGCCAGCUUUCUGUUCAUGUUGUACUGUUUGCUCAACACACCGGUGAUUAUAUACACCCCGGCGAUAGCGUUCAGUCAAGUGACCGGAAUCAAUUUGCACAUCAUCACGCCAGUCAUAUGCUGUAUUUGCAUUUUCUACACCACUUUCGGAGGAAUACGUGCCGUGAUAUGGACAGAUACACUUCAGUUUGGAGCUAUGAUUUUGGCACUCUGCGUUGUGAUGACACUCGGAACACUGCAACUGGGGGGCUUCAUAAAUAUUUUCACAAUCGCUGAAGAAGGGGGACGUUUAAUUUGGUUCAAUAUGGAUCCAGAUCCCAGUCUAAGAUCAUCGUUCUGGUUGGUAUCAGUGGGGCUCACUUCGAUGUGGGUUUCCAACAUUGGAGUAACCCCCGAGUGUGUUCAGCGAUUCCUGACCGUACCUGAUCUUUCAAGUGCCAAAAAAGCUGUAUGGAUAUUCGGUAUCGGGCAUAUUCUCGUAAAGGUGGGCUCCGUUUACAACGGAUUGCUGAUAUUCAGCAAAUAUCAUGACUGUGAUCCCGUCCAUUCCGGCUUGGUUAAGAAAAAUGAUCAAAUAUUCGCCUACUAUGUUCUGGACGUAGCCCAAAAGAUCCCCGGUCUACCGGGGUUGUUUGUGGUGGGAAUUUUCUCCGCAGCCCUGUCUACGAUGUCCACCAGUAUGAACACCCUUUCCGGUACGAUCUACGAUGAUUUUGUCAAGCCGCAUUUCAAGUUCAAGGAAUCCACCGCGAGUAAUGUCAUCAAGGCUAUGGUCGUCUUCAUAGGAGCCCUCUGCUUAGUUUUGGUAUUUGUGGUGGAGAAAUUAGGUAGUGUGUUUAGCUUGGCGAUUUCUGUAUCUGGAGUUACUUCGGGUACGCUUCUGGGAAUAUUUUUCUUGGGAAUGUUUUCUCCGAAAAUAAAUGCAAAGGGAGCAUUCUGGGGAGCAAUCAUCUCACUAGUCUCGAUGUGUGUGAUUGCUGCUGGAGCUCAAAUGGAAAUCUUCAAUGGCAAUCUCAAAUAUCAGAGUCUACCGCUGCAUUACGAUGGUUGUCCUGGAUUCAAUUCUACUGGAUCGGAAACCACCUCCUUCUACGUCGACGCCGAUGGACAUGACAAUUCCGAAGUUCCAUGGGUAUUCCGGCUGGGCUUCAUGUACUAUUCUCUGCUGGGCACAAUCAUAGCCGUUGUUGCUGGUGCAGUUAUCAGCUACCUCACGGGAGGCCAGAAACAACCCGUUUCGGAACAGUUGCUAACCCCUUGGGUACGCCCAUUGUAUCGGAAAGUACGUUGCGUGGAUGAUUACGAAUGUAGACUGACAAAAAAUCAACUUUACGCCAUUAAGGAAGUGCAAAAAAUGUGUAAAUAGACAGUGCUGCGAUUUGUGAUUCUUUAUUGUGUAAAUAGUUCUAAAAAUAUUUCAUGUUAUUAUUAAAGCCAAUGUUACCGUU